GCAGACAGACUUAGAGGAGGACCACAAGUUUCUGUUUGGAGUUUUAAGAGUUUCUGCUAAACUUUCACAUCUCUUUGGAGGUUUUUGAAACUUUUCCCUGACGAGGAGACACAGAGAAGCGUUGUGUGUGAUUUUUAUUUCAUCCCACCAUCUUCAUCUUCUUCUUCUUCAUCAUCUCUUGGAGGGAGGAUUGCUGCUGCUGCUCUUCUUACAACCGUCAUUGGACAUCCCGUUGAGUCGGUCGUCAUGUCCUCCGGUGAUGCCUCGGAGCAGAGUCGGCGGCUCAGCGUGCUGUCUUGGGAUCAGGUGCAGAGAUUGGACGCCAUCCUGGGGGAGAGUGUCCCGAUCCACGGUCGAGGAAACUUCCCCACACUGUCCGUGCAGCCCCGGCAGAUCGUCCAGGUGGUCAGGGCUCGGCUGGAGGAGCGUGGUGUGGUGGUACGUGACGUCAAGCUGAAUGGCUCUGCGGCCAGCCAUGUUCUCCACCAGGACAACGGCCUUGGCUACAAGGACCUGGAUUUGAUCUUCGGCCUCAGCCUCACUGACGACAAAACCUUCCGCCUGGUGAAGGACGUGGUGCUGGACUGCCUGGUGGACUUCUUACCUGACGGGGUGUGCAGGGAGCGAAUUACAGCCCUUGCCCUCAAGGAGGCGUAUGUGCAGAAACUGGUGAAAGUUUGCAACGACACGGACCGCUGGAGUCUCAUCUCACUGUCCAACAACACGGGCAAGAACGUGGAACUAAAGUUUGUGGACUCUUUGAGGAGGCAGUUUGAGUUCAGUGUCGAUUCCUUCCAGAUCACCUUGGACUCCUUGCUGCUUUUCGACCGCUGCUCGGAGACGGCUAUGUCCGAGACUUUCCACCCUACAGUGCAGGGGGAGAGCAUGUAUGGAGACUUUGAGGAAGCUCUGGGCCACCUCUGCUCCAGGACUAUCGCCACCCGCAGCCCAGAGGAGAUCCGGGGCGGCGGUCUGCUUAAGUACUGUCACCUGCUGGUACGAGGCUUCAGGCCAUCGUCUGAAGCUCAGAUAAAACAGAUGCAGCGCUACAUGUGCUCGCGUUUCUUCAUCGACUUCCCCGACAUAGGCGAGCAGCAGAGGAAACUGGAGGGGUAUCUGCAGAACCACUUUGCGGGUAUGGAGCACAAACGCUACGAUUACCUGAUAACGCUGAGGAGAGUGGUGGACGAGAGCACCGUGUGCCUGAUGGGCCACGAGCGCAGACAGACACUGGCACUUAUUUCUGCUCUGGCACUGCGUGUAAUGGCUGAACAGAACGCUAUCCCUGCGCUGUCCAACAUCACCUGCUACUACCAGCCCGCUCCUUAUGUCAGAGACGUCAACUUCAGCAAUUACUAUGUGGCACAGGUUCAGUCACCGAUGGCUGCAUGCAGUAACACUUACCAAACAUGGCUGCCUUGCAGCUGAGCAGACUUUACAGACACAUGUGGAGCUUUCUAUUUUGACCUUACAUUGACGUACACUGAGCUCUCAUUUGAAAGCUUGGAAUAUUUGUAGCAAUGUGGCUUUUUUGGUUUAAAGCCAAACGUGGACAAAAAGGAACUAAUGAUCCUUUUAAUGCCAAAUUUUACAUCAAAACCAUUCCACUAAGUUAUAUUGAUUAAAACUGCUGUAAAAAAAACAAAACAAAACAAAACAAAACAAAAAAAAACUCAUUCGAGCCAUUAUAUCUUUUAUUUUGUUGUCAUUUCAUAACCAAUGUGGACAUGUAUGAAAAAACAUGAAGGGUUGAUAUGUGACAGAGGAACUUUGUUCUGUUUCUUGUCUGAUGGAGGCUUGUUUCGGGUCUUAUGAGAAAUGUAAAUAACUUUGUAAAAAACAGAACGCUGUGUUUUUGUUCCGUCUGUGGUUACAGCUGACCUGCCUAGGAGAGAGGAGGGGGAAAAGGACCAAAGAAGUACUUUCUUGUGUAGCACGACAACAAAGACUGUAUUUGGUUCCAAGUGCCUGAAAAUGACCAACGUCUUUAUAGUAGUUACUGUGUAAGAGUUGUUUUUGAAACUUUUUCAUCCAGGAUACUGUACAUUUCUAU
Messenger RNA from Cheilinus undulatus (humphead wrasse), 2053 nucleotides. RefSeq names its product terminal nucleotidyltransferase 5Bb (gene tent5bb). The coding region runs from base 247 to 1428 and encodes 393 amino acids. Gene Ontology annotation, biological process: mRNA stabilization. Gene Ontology annotation, molecular function: poly(A) RNA polymerase activity; RNA binding. The record is from RefSeq and is a predicted model, not a curated record. NCBI's taxonomy places the organism in Eukaryota, Metazoa, Chordata, Actinopteri, Labriformes, Labridae. The transcript has 2 exons.